Messenger RNA from Paramisgurnus dabryanus, 2051 nucleotides. It is a transcript of the gene pola2, whose product is annotated as polymerase (DNA directed), alpha 2. Gene Ontology annotation, molecular function: DNA binding. Gene Ontology annotation, cellular component: alpha DNA polymerase:primase complex. NCBI's taxonomy places the organism in Eukaryota, Metazoa, Chordata, Actinopteri, Cypriniformes, Cobitidae. Gene Ontology annotation, biological process: DNA replication initiation; DNA replication. The record is from RefSeq and is a predicted model, not a curated record.
AAUCAAUCAGAAACCGGAAGUGAUCUUUCAUUGCUGUUUUGCGGGUGAUUUUUCGCGGCAAUCCGAAUCUGAGGUAAAGGCUAGUGAAGAAUAUGACAGCUGUUUUUCGGCGUUGAUCUGUAAGAUUUUCUAAUUUGACGUGUAAACAACUAAGGAAACAAUAACAAUGGCACCAGUCAGUGUGGACGAGAUCAAAUCUGAACUGGACACUUUCAACAUCGCGUUCACCAAUGAAACUUUGGACAAAAUGUUGGAGCAGUGUUUGUGUCACAGGCUGAAGGGGGAUGAGAUCGUAUUUGAAUGGUUUGCAUAUAGCUCCUCCAAAAAACAGAUGCCGCUCACUAUUGAUAACCUGGAACAGUUUGAAUAUGAAAUACUCAACAAGAAGAAAAAGCCUAAAGGCUCAUCAAAAGCAAGUCAGAUUAACAGGACCAGAGAUAUAAACUCAAUCCAGGAACUAAUCAAAGCAGAAGAAGAAGAGGAAAACUUGCUUGAUUCCUACUCAACACCUGCUAAGGGAUCUCAGAAGCGAGCGCUGACCACUCCAGAACAUCCUCAGUCCAAAAGGGGUGUGGCCCGCCUGGCUAGUCCCAGUCUAAUGCUGUCACCUGCCAGCUUCUCUCCAAGUGCAACCCCCUCUCAGAAAUACGGCAUGCGUGGGGGCCGAGGAGAGGUGGUCGCGUCAUUUGGAGUUGUGCAGGGUCCUCGAUGGACGGGUAAAGGUCAGAGCGACGUGAAGGUGGAGAUGCUGGAGGGGAGAGACGAUUCACUUACCAGCAACUACAAAUACAUGUUUCAGAGACUGAGAGAUAUAAGAGAUGUUCUGACUGGGAAAAUUGAAGAACUGGGUGAGGAAUUGCGGACUCAUUUUAACAUAGAGGAAUUCUCUCCGGUGUCAUUACCUGUUCAGGAUAGUAUCACAGUGCUGGGCCAGGUGUGUUGUGACAGUAAUGGAAAGCUUAAUGCCCAGUCGGUUCUACUGGAGGCGGGGCAGGAACAGGGGGGCAGACAGGUGCCAGUGGAUCUGUCUGAACUUAAAGAGUUUUCACUCUUCCCGGGACAGGUAGUUGCUAUGGAAGGCAUGAACACAUCUGGACAAAAGUUUGUCGCCACCAAAUUAUACGAGGGUAUUUCUAUGCCAUUUUAUUCUCCUCCUGAAGUGAAACAGGAAAUGGAUGAAGUGUCUGAGCCAAUAAUGGUGAUGAUGUCUUGUGGACCAUAUACUCCCUCUGACAGUCUGAGCUAUGAUCCUUUGAUCGAUCUCAUUACUAUCAUCAACAAAGAUCGGCCUGAUGUUUGCAUUCUGUUUGGGCCUUUUGUUGAUUCCAAGCAUGAGCAGAUCGAGAAAAACCAAGUGACAGAAACCUUUGAAGUAAUCUUCAAAAGAUGUGUGGACAGCAUCGUGGAAGGAACCAAAGGAACUGGAUGCAGACUCUUGUUUGUGCCAUCUCAGAGGGAUGUUCAUCACCACUACAUUUAUCCUCAACCACCAUUCAGCAUCCCCAACCUCAGCAAGGACGAGGCAACGCGGGUGACUUUAGCUCCUGACCCCUGCACACUCCUGAUUGGUAAUGUGACCAUUGGCUUGACCUCUACUGAUAUUCUGUUUCAUAUGGGAGCUGAAGAGAUAAGCAGUGGCACAGGCACUGAACGUUUCUCACGGAUCAUGAAACACAUAUUGACUCAGAGAAGCUACUAUCCACUCUAUCCUCCUGCGGAGGAGGUUAACAUGGAUUAUGAGAAGUUUCAACAGUUCGGACAAAUGCCCCUCACACCCGAUGUCCUUAUUGUUCCUUCUGAACUGCGUUAUUUCAUCAAGGACGUGACCGGCUGUGUAUGUGUCAAUCCUGGUCGCCUUACUAAAGGACAAGUGGGCGGGACUUACGGGCGAUUGCUCAUUCAGCCGAACCCUGUGCCGGUGGACGGCAAAAGAGUGAGCCCGUGUAUAGCUGGACAGGUGGUGAAAAUAUGAUAGUGUACCUGUCUUACUGAAUUACUGCUUUUGAAAACAUGUUUGUAUUUUUAUAUCUGUAUUAAAUAUUUUCACUUGA